GCCUCAGUGAAGUCCAUUCAAGGUUACUGGCUACCGUAAAGGAAACGAUGGUACGGUAUAUGACUUUAUCCGGUAAUCCCUUACACCAAACCCAUAGAUGGUGCAACGAUGGGUGAUUGGCUCGCAUCGCUCGAGUAUGUGAAUGAGUCUUCCGCCAUGGUAUAUUUCGAGGGCAACCAACCCUUUUCCUCACCGGAUUCAGACUGUUGCUUCCAUUGUGUUUUCCUCAGGCACCUCAGGAUAGCCUCUCUUCAUUAUGUCUUCCGCAAGUACCAAAGACGAGAAGAUCCAGGAGCCUACCCCCGCAGACCUCAACCAAUCCGUCUCUUAUAGCGAGGGUGUCGUCGAAGCCAUCGAUGACUCCGUUGUCCGAGACUUCUAUGGCGCUUCCGUCAGUGAUUCUUACCGGCUCAAGUCCGAGCUUGUAGGCAAGCACCUGGAAGAAAUUGGCAUGGGCAGGUUUCAAUGGUGCCUCUUUCUCGUUGGAGGCUUUGGUUGGACCGCCGACAAUUUCUGGAGCCAGGGCAUCAGUGCUGUGCAGCCAGCCAUGGCGCUCGAGUUCAGUGAUGUGACGAAGCGUAGCUACAGCUCCGUGGCGUUUUACAUCGGACUGAUUCUGGGAGCCUACUUCUGGGGAACCUCUGCCGACUUUAUCGGGCGGAGGCCUGCUUUCAACACCACCAUAAUGAUCGGAGGCAUCUUCGCCUGUGCCGUGGCCGGUGCGCAGAACUUCGUCGCCUUCAGCGCCAUGUGGGCGGUGAUUGGGACCGCCGCUGGUGGCAAUGUCCCGGUCGACUCCAUGAUAUUUCUAGAGUUUGUGCCAGAGAGCCAUCAGUGGCUGCUUACUGCGCUGUCGGCUUGGUGGAAUUUCGGCCAGGUCGUCGUGUCCCUCAUAGGAUGGGUCUUUCUGGCCAACUACUCCUGUCCGUCGACAUCAGACUACACAACUUGUUCCAGAAAGGACAACAUGGGAUGGCGCUAUACCAUGAUUACUCUGGGAGCCCUUGCUAUGGCUUUUGGGUUUAUCCGCCUCUUCGUUUUCAGGAUGCCUGAAAGUCCUCGUUACCUUCUUUCGAAAGGCCGCGACGCAGAGGCUGUAGCAGCAGUCAACCAUAUUGCCAAAUUCAACCGGAAGCAGCCAACACUAACUCUGGCUAUGCUGGAGAAUAUCGAUGCGUCCUUGGGGCGUGUGUCUACAGACGGAGACGUAAAGAGGGGCCUUUCUCGUCGGGAGGUCAUCAAAGAAAACCUACAAGACUACAAAGGUGUCAACUACCAAAGACUCUUCGCAACCAAGAAGUUUGCUCUUCAUACGAGCCUUACGUGGCUGAUAUGGCUUACCAUCGGCAUUGCCUAUCCGCUCUACUUUGGCUUUAUUCCAUCAUAUUUGGAACACAAAUUUAACUCAGUCUCGACUCUACACAAGACUUACCGUAACUACUGCAUUGUCUCCGGUGUAGGCGCUGUCGGUCCUAUAACCGCGGGAUUUUUCGUGGAAACACGGUUUGGACGGCGCUGGAUGAUGGGGAUUUCCGCCGCCUUGACAGGAGUUUUUCUUUUCGCGUACACGAGCGCCACAUCAGAAACCGCUGAUCUGGCUUUCCAAUGCGUCACUGGAAUCCUUGGAAACUUCGAGUACGCUAUCAUGUACGCCUUUACGCCUGAGUCCUUCCCUGGCCCUUCGAGGGGAACAGGGACAGGUACUGCUGCGACACUGCUCCGAUUCGGCGGACUCUGCGCGAGUUUGAUCUCUGCAAAUGUUGGCUUCACCACUGUCCCAAUUUAUGUCAGCGCUGCUCUGUGGAUAUGUGUUGGGAUAGCGUGUUUCGGUUUACCUUUUGAAACACAUGGACAUGCUGCAGUUUGAAUGCUGUCUUUGUAUGAAUCGGUGUUGGCCCUACAUCCAAAGCGUACGCACGCAUGCGUAAAUUGCUAGACGUUAUACAGAAUAUCUUGACUUACAUGUUGUAUUCAGUAGAGUAAGGACGGACUCAUAUGCGGAUGUGAUGAGUGAAAUAUGCCUUUGGAGCGAAGGAGUGGAG
Molecule: messenger RNA, 2042 nt
Organism: Aplosporella prunicola CBS 121167
Lineage: Eukaryota; Fungi; Ascomycota; Dothideomycetes; Botryosphaeriales; Aplosporellaceae
Exons: 5
Coding region: 257-1867 (536 amino acids)
Biological process (GO): transmembrane transport
Molecular function (GO): transmembrane transporter activity
Source: RefSeq, a predicted model, not a curated record